Molecule: messenger RNA, 481 nt
Organism: Amoebophrya sp. A120
Lineage: Eukaryota; Dinophyceae; Syndiniales; Amoebophryaceae
Source: the annotation of a GenBank genome assembly
AACGGAGAUGGUGGACGCUUGGAUGGCCUUCGAGGAAGCAGCAUUAGCACGGAGAAUGUCCUCCGCCCGCGGCAAGUUUUUUCUCAUGUUAGCUGCGGAUGACUACGCAAGUUACCAUCGGGUGGUAGCAGAGUGGUUACUCACGAUCCACGAAAGGUUCAACAACCAACAGCUCGUCCCGGCGGUCCUGGAUUUUGGCCUCAACAAUCUUCGUCCAGUCAAGAACUCCACGAUCGAAACCUACCUGGUCUUUGACGCAGACAGAAAACUCGCUCCCAUGGAUACGGGAGCGCUUUUCUUCGAGCUGUUGGAAAAAUCCGAGCUACAGAAGCGAGGACGAGAAGAAAUGCAACUCCAAGGGUUCUGUAGCACGGCGGAUAUUACUCGUCUGGAAACCAUCUUCACCGCUGCCUACAAGUACACAGAGUUUCUUUCGGCAGCAAAACGCUACGCCGACGUGCUCGAGGUGCUCGGACCGACG